Molecule: messenger RNA, 1347 nt
Organism: Necator americanus (New World hookworm)
Lineage: Eukaryota; Metazoa; Nematoda; Chromadorea; Rhabditida; Ancylostomatidae
Exons: 12
Coding region: 1-1347 (448 amino acids)
Molecular function (GO): S-adenosylmethionine-dependent methyltransferase activity; O-methyltransferase activity
Source: RefSeq, a predicted model, not a curated record
AUGAGAGUUGAAUUUGCUGUGUUGACCGUUAUGAUGGUCUGCACGAACGCUUUAUGGCUGCCAUUUGCCAAUAUCGAAACGAUGUUCCAAAACAUUCGAGAAGCAACGCUUAGAGAGGGAGCGGAUGACACAGCUGGUUUUUUCAGUCUUAGUGAAAUAGCCACAGCACCCAUCGAGACUACCACCGUAGAGCAGCCACGCUUCACGCUGCCUUACACAAAACAUCCGUACCUACCAGUCCAUGAACAUACCGUGGCCACCAUUACUCCGUCGAGGACAACCACAACAGAAAAGCCUUCAUCCUUAUCGGCACUCAUCUCUCCACAGCAAAGAUUCACAACAUACAGUCCAGUGAUUAUUUGGCCUACAACGGCAAGAACAACAACCGAACAAAGCACAACAAAAAGGUUCACAUGGAUACCAGUUACUCCUCAUCGUGAACGGGCAACGCCAUCUUCAAACCCAUAUGAACUCGUCCAUGAAACGUUUAUUACUGAAGCAGUACCGACAACUACUGAUAAUAUUCCGUUGAUUAUCAAGGCUAGAAAAUUCACUCGACCACCUCCCACUGUUGAUCCACCGACCUCAGCGCCAUCGAAAGGAUCACUGUCGUCUUGCCAUUUGUGUCAAACUGGUAAACGCUGUCAAGCAGACCUUCGAAGUUCUGACACAACCGAUCCGAUCUUCCAAUAUGCCUACAAUCAUUCAACUGGUACUAACAAUCACAUGCAGCUAAUUAUUCGCGAAACUCAGAGGAUAUCUGUUCAUGGCCCUCUUUCAUGGAAAAGCUCAGUAUCACCAGAAGUGAUCCAACUCACAAAAUCAUUGAUCUCUCUCUAUCAACCAUCAAGAUGUCUCGUUAUAGGUGUAUUCACAGGCUUAGGCCUAUUGGGUAUUGCUGAGAAAGUACAUUCUCGAGGAUUGAUAGUUGCUGUUGAACAUCCUUCCUAUGUUCAUUAUUGGGAGGAAAUCGGCUUGAAAGUGGCGAAAAUUACAGGUCAUGGUUACACCUCUAAGAUUCAACUGAGAUCCUCAGAGCCCAUUGAGAAAGCUCUCUCUAAACUUGCAGCCAACGACUGGGAUAAUUUUGACUUCGUAUUUCUAGACGAUCUCAAACGCGAAAACUACCUGGACGACUAUGAACAUGCUGUUCGGCUUUUGAGGUCUAAUGGCCUCCUUGUAAUAAAUCAGGCUCUGAACAAUGGCGGGGUACUGACGAGCGUGGAACUAAUGACGGAGAAUGACCGAGUGAUUUCCAGUAUGAAUGCCCGAAUAAAAGAAGAUGGAAGAGUCCGUGCUUCACUACUGCCCUUUGGAGGAGGAACAUGGAUAAUUGUGAAGAAAUGA